GCCGGUGUCGGCGGCCCGAGCGGCUGCAGCUGCAGCGGCGGGGGAGGCUGCAGCGGGGCCUGGGAGGGGGGCUGCGCGGGGGGCCGGCGCGUAGCCGGGACCAUGGAGGGGCAGAGCGGCCGCUGCAAGAUCGUGGUGGUGGGGGACGCGGAGUGCGGCAAGACAGCGCUGCUGCAGGUGUUCGCCAAGGACGCCUACCCCGGGAGUUAUGUCCCUACCGUGUUUGAGAACUACACCGCGAGCUUUGAGAUAGACAAGCGCCGCAUUGAGCUCAACAUGUGGGACACUUCAGGUUCCUCUUACUACGAUAACGUCAGGCCCCUGGCUUAUCCUGAUUCAGACGCUGUGCUCAUCUGCUUUGACAUUAGCCGACCAGAAACAUUGGACAGUGUCCUCAAGAAGUGGCAAGGGGAGACUCAGGAGUUUUGCCCCAAUGCCAAGGUUGUGCUGGUUGGCUGUAAACUGGACAUGCGGACUGACCUGGCCACACUGAGGGAGCUGUCCAAGCAGAGGCUCAUCCCCGUUACACAUGAGCAGGGCACUGUGCUGGCCAAGCAGGUGGGGGCUGUGUCCUAUGUGGAGUGCUCCUCCCGGUCCUCUGAGCGCAGCGUCAGGGAUGUUUUCCAUGUGGCCACAGUGGCCUCCCUUGGCCGUGGCCAUAGGCCGCUUCGCCGUACUGAUUCACGCCGGGGACUGCAGCGAUCUGCUCAGCUGGCAGGACGGCCAGACCGGGGGAACGGAAACGAAGGCGAGAUACACAAGGAUCGAGCCAAGAGCUGCAACCUCAUGUGAGGGGCUGGGUGGGACAGAGUGUCAGGAAGGGUGGUGAGGGCACAAUUGUUCCCCUGCCUGCACCCUGGUUUCCUGACCUCCUGACUCUGGCUGGGACUUCAGGGUAGGCUGAGCGAGCAAUUCUCCUGGGCAAGAGAGUCAGAGGCAGAGGGUGCCACCAUUCCCCACAUCCUCAUUCUCCUCCACAGGAAGUUGAGGCAGCUAGCAGGGCAGGGACCUGGGCCUGGAGCUGGGAUGGGGUAGGGGGGUUGGGGAAGCUGGCAACAAGCAGUGACUAGUUGAGUCUCAGUAUAUGAAGGGCGCCUUCCCUCCCUACUUCCAGCCCCAUGUCCUGGUCCUAUCUUCCUUCCCUAAGGAAAGUGUCCAUUUCAUGACCUUCCCGUUUCCUCUCAUCUCACUUCUACAGCUGUUCUCACUCAUCCUAACCUCCAGGCAAUAUGCACUAAAUUAAAAAGCAGUUGAGAGAAGUCUCUCCCCCAUCUACUUACCCAUUCUAGCUCCCUCCCUGCCUUUUUCCAACAGUCCCCAAAUAAAGCCCAUGUCCUUGGAAUACGGCUGUGGCUUUAGUUUUGUUACUUUCUAAAAAUAAAAACAAAAACAAUUUACCAAUCUCUAGCAGCAGGAGGGAAAGUUAGACUUCAGGAAGAACUUUCCUGUCUAUGCUCACAGAAGAAGCAAAGGAAAAAGUCACUGGUUGCAUCAGCAGUGUCCUUUUAGGAGCUAGAGGUGGGGAAGUGAGCUAUCUUGGGAAUAUUCAUCUUGGUUAAUGAACCAGACAAUCCUAAGGCUGUUAGGGGGGUUUUAAGUGGACUGAUAUAGGAUUCAUUACUCAGCCCAGCGGGGAUCCCCUGCUAGUGUGGGAGGGGUCUUCCUGAAGUAAUCCAGGCCCCUUGCUCACCGUUCCCCUCCCUGCCCCCAAUCUGCUGGUGUCCUGGGUGUUGUGGAAGUAGGGAGGGCAUCAAAAGCCACCACAUUGCAGAAGCUGACCCUGGGUAGAGUGAAGUUUCCCAGCGGGACAGAGGUUUGAUUCUGGGGUAUCCUCAGAGAGUGGGGGGCAAGGGAUCUCACCCUCUUUCCAUCCUGAGCUCCUUGAUUUUGAAGGGAGCAUCGGCUGAGUUUACUCCCCCCAACCCUCUAGAGAAGGAAAGCUGGUGGAGGGGCUGGCUGGAGCGCUUGUUGUCAGGAAAGACAGUGCUGGUCUGUUUUCUCCGGAGUCUGGUUUCACAUUGUCCUGUAUUCCCCUCCCUGGCUCUGGUCCCACUGGCCUCUUUUCGGUGACAUUCUCCCCCAGGAACCAUCCCUGGCCCACCCCUCCCCCAGCCCCAGCCACUUCUUCCAGACACACUCCCAUCUUCUGGGAUCCCCCCUAAUUCACAGCCCAUCCCUCCCUUAUUCAUUCAGUAAAUAUGUACUGAGCACCAACUGUGUGCCAGACACUGGCUUGGGAGUCUGAAUGGACCAGUCUCUGUGCUCUGGAGGCCAGCCCAGCAGGGAAAAGAGGGACCCCAGGUGUGACAGUCCCUUGGCUGUGGGAGCUCUUUACAACCUCGGGAGCCAGUCCUCUGAGGUUGAAAGGGGGUUUUCCAGGCAGGGAAGGGGUAGGAAAGGCACUCUGGACAGAGGGUACAGCAUGUGCAAACACAUGGAGUUGAGGAAGAACAUGGCACGGCUUGGGGCUGCCAUGAUGGGAAGGGCAGAAGACAAGCCUCCUUCAAGGCCACUGCAGGGCCCACAAAGGAACCAGGACUUCAUUCUGAGGAUGUGAGGAGGCACCAGGGAUUUUAAGCAGAGAAUGAAGUGACCAGAUUUGGUUUUGGGGAUAGAUGGUUGUCUGGAUGAGGUGAUGGGGGCUGCGGGAUUUGGCUCUGAGAUGUGUCAUUUAAAAUAGCUUCUCCUUUCCCUCUGCCAGGGCCUAGCCUUGAGAGGAAAGGAAAUCCCCACUCACUCCUGGCUCUUCAGACACCCCUUUUCCUCCCUCUCCUACAGGACCCUGUCCUGGUCCAUCUCAGCCAGUCUCCUCAAGGAUUCUGGGACAGCUUCAAGGGCAUGGGGCAUCCCAUGCUCACAAACCGAAACCUGUUUAGAGGCUGACUUUGAGACCUUCCUCAAGGACCCUAAGUCCUGGAUUGAGGGUGCUGGAAAGGGCUGGGCCUCCCAGGCCCAUCUCUCAGGCUGGUCCCAGAAGACUGACCCUUUCCCCCACAGGGACCUGCCAUACCAUACACUUGGGAUUUGGGGCCUCGUGGCUUCUUUUCCACCUUGGACUUCGGUACAAAGCAGGCUCAAGACUGUAGGCGCUGAAUGGCAGUGUUCCUACCCCUCUCUUCUCCCCCACCUCCCCCUCCUGCCACGCUCAGGGAAUGCAAACACAUUUCAAUAUCCGCCUAAAGCAAACAUAAUUAGGAAGAUAAAUCAGCUGGAGGAGCCCCCAAAGUUUAAUACAUUUCCAAUACCACUGACAACAGAUUUUGGUCCCCUCUGAAGGUCUGGGUUGUUAGACGUUUUAUUUCCGGGGAGGGGGCUGUGCCACUGGGCCCAGUAGCCCAAUAGUUGGGAGGAGGGAAUGGGGCUGUUCUGUGAUCCUCAAAGGCCUGGACGCAGGGGACCUAACUCCCACCCCAAAUCCCAGAUGCAGGAGUCUGACUUAGCUUCCUUCUCUGCAGCUGUUUCCCCCACAAAUUAGACACCCGUUUGGGAAACAAUGUAGCCUCGUUAAUCAUUUAAUGAAAUAAACAACUAAUCAUGC
Hipposideros armiger (great roundleaf bat) is the source of this 3538-nucleotide messenger RNA. RefSeq names its product Rho family GTPase 2 (gene RND2). Gene Ontology annotation, molecular function: GTPase activity; GTP binding. Gene Ontology annotation, biological process: small GTPase-mediated signal transduction. Lineage: Eukaryota; Metazoa; Chordata; Mammalia; Chiroptera; Hipposideridae. The coding region runs from base 103 to 792 and encodes 229 amino acids. The transcript has 5 exons. The record is from RefSeq and is a predicted model, not a curated record.